Messenger RNA from Colletotrichum acutatum, 1335 nucleotides. Its product is annotated as S-adenosyl-L-methionine-dependent methyltransferase. Gene Ontology annotation, molecular function: O-methyltransferase activity. NCBI's taxonomy places the organism in Eukaryota, Fungi, Ascomycota, Sordariomycetes, Glomerellales, Glomerellaceae. The coding region runs from base 1 to 1335 and encodes 444 amino acids. The record is from RefSeq and is a predicted model, not a curated record. The transcript has 6 exons.
AUGUCCUUCCUCCAAAACCUUCUUCAAUCUCUGCGGGACAACAUUGCUGUUCUCGAACAUGAGGUCCAACAACACGACUUAGGAACCCCCCAAGUGUGGGACUCAAAAGCUUCUACAAAGUUUGACGACCCCGAGCAUUUGAUCUCUUGGCAAGCAUUUGAGGCUAUUGAGAAGAUCCGCGUAGACGUUCGCGCUCUCGAUGCAGCAGUUACACCCAACCACAUCAAGCUGCUUGAGAUGGGUUUGCAACCAGCGCGGACGAGUGCACUCAAUGUGGCAGUGUCCCUUGGUAUCACCGAUGCGAUCAAAGAUCUUGGGGGUGAUGCGAAGCUUGAGGAUUUAGCUCGCCGACUGAAUGUCAAUGAGCAGAAACUAGGAAGGGUCUUGAGGACAUUGACUACUGAGUAUAUCUACCAAGAAAAGAAGCCAGAUGUUUUCAGCAAUACGCGACAUAGUAAGACUCUCGAAAAGGAAGGCAGUGCUGCUCAAUUCCUGUCCCUCUUAGCGGACGAGGGCUUGAGGAGCUCUGCAGGUCUGCUGUCUCAUAUGACAGACACCAAGACCAAAGACUCUUAUCUGGCCACAGAUGCUCCUUUUUGUUCUACAGUGGCACAGAAUGGCGAAACAUUCUUCGAACAUAUUGGCCAUCCCGAGAACGCCAGGGCUGCGCUUAAGGUGGUCAAGGGUGUUGUACCAUGGCUGAAUAGGACAACUAGGCCAGCGCUUCUCAAUGACUACCCCUGGCAUAAAAAGCCCAAAGCUCGAGUUGUGGAUGUUGGGUGCGGACCAGGUGACAGCGGAUUUGACAUCAUGAGGCAUAAUCCGGAGCUUCAUUGGACCUUUCAGGACCUUCAGCCCGCCAUCGAGAGCCUGAAGACUAAUCUGCCCGAGGAUAUUGCACAAAGAGCUGCCGAAGGGAAAGUCGAAUGUGUCGUACAGGACUACUUCGAAGACAAUGUAGCUGAGGGUGACAUAUGGUAUCUCAGAGGAGUUCUACGUGAGUAUGAUGACGAAGACGCUAUCAAGAUACUUACCAAAGUUGCGAACUCUAUGAGAAAAACUCCAGGCUCACGAAUGGUGAUCAACGAGAUCUGGAACUCAAGUCCACUCAUCGUCAGCAAUCAUGAUGCGGCCCCGUCUACUCUGACACCUCGCCAGCAGUCAAGGCUUCCGGACCUUGCCAACUUGAUGAUAUGGAAUACUUUGUUCUUCUUCGGCGGUAAGGAGAGAUCGGUGCCAGACCUCGAGUUGAUUCUUGGGAAAGCAGGUUUGAGAAUCAGCCGGUUCUUCCAAUUUCGCACAAUCACUACCAUGGUAGAGUGCUCGCUAGUCUAG